Messenger RNA from Didymosphaeria variabile, 993 nucleotides. RefSeq lists its product as uncharacterized. The record is from RefSeq and is a predicted model, not a curated record. The coding region runs from base 1 to 993 and encodes 330 amino acids. NCBI's taxonomy places the organism in Eukaryota, Fungi, Ascomycota, Dothideomycetes, Pleosporales, Didymosphaeriaceae. The transcript has 3 exons.
AUGGCACAUCCAGAGGAAAUCUUUGAGCUGGGCAAGCUGACCUUCGCCCUGGUUAUUGUGCUCCUCUUCUUUACAUGGACCACCGUCGCCCUUCGAAUGUGGGUACGAAUGGGCAUCACCAAAUCACCUGGAUGGGACGAUGCUACAAUCGUCAUCGCAAUGUACGUUCAAUUGAGCGAAAUCUUUUACAUUCUCACCACAACGUUCCUCAAGAUCUCCCUGGGUCUUUUUUUCCUGCGGCUUCUUACGAAACCUUGGCAAACGCGUCUCUUCCAAACCGUCCUCGUUAUCUCCGGUGUCUACGGCAUCUUUUACUUCUUUGCUACUGUUUUUGUGUGCGGAAACCCCUCCAAGCUUGCAGAAAGUCUUCUAGGUGCUCGCACAACGCACUGCGCCCCUAUUUGGUUCGUCCUCAGUACCGGAUAUAUCUAUGGCAUCAUAAAUGUCAUCGCGGAUUGGAUCUUCACACUCAUUCCUAUCGUCAUUUUGAAGGAUAGCACCAUGGACCGUCGCUCCAAGAUCUCGGUAGCCAUAGUCAUGGGAUUUGCCGCAGUAGGAUCCAUAUCCAGCAUCAUGCGUAUGGUGUACCUGAAGGGUCUUCUUUUUGAAGGUAACGUCUCUACUGCCUCGAUAAAAGCCACCAUAUGGGCCACUGCCGAACCUGGCACAGGCAUCGUUGCCGCCUCCGCUGCCAUCCUUCGUCCGCUCUUCCGCAAGAUCUAUACGGACGUACGCGAAAAGUAUGGAAAGUCAUCACAGCAAGAUCCGACCAUGCCGUGGACAACGGCCACCACCAGGGUCGGAGAUACAGAGAGUGUGAUAGGUUUAACAACUGUUGCGACUAAGACCUCAAGGCAUUCCAUGCGCUCCCUUGAACUGGAUGAACCGUGGAACGGCAGAACGAGCAUCGAACAGGCUCGUAUUGGUAUAGGUAGAUCGGUCGUCAUCACAGCGGGUCAAGAAGUGCGAACAGUACCGCUACGAAAGAAGUGA